CUCUGCAGAUCCCCGACCUGCCGGGUCCUCCCUGUGCAGCCUGGCGGGAGAGCGGUGGCCCUGAGCUGGAGCUGUGCUCUGGGGUCGCGCCCCCAGCGCCACACCAGACACCGGCCGGCCCCACUCAGCCGGCCGUGGGGACAGCGGUUCGUGCUCCGGCUUCCCUCCUCGGGCUGCAGCAGCCCCACCCCCAUCCGACCCCUUGUGCGUCCCCCUGGCCCAGGUGAGCGGCCUCACUCACCCAGGCGGGUCCCUCAGGACCUGUGCCGCCACCGUGGGAGAUUCCUGCCCCGGACACGUGGUAGACGUCCCGAGGAUGUGCGGGCAGCUUCGAGCUGGCCCCAUCUGCCACGAGGCUCUUCUGUUGUGAGGCCGUGCGCCCUGCCCCCCCGGAAGGCAGCUCUCCAGAAGCCGCAGUGUUUCGACGCCGGAGCUGGCACCCCGCCCGGCCCCAGCGCAGCCCCCCCAGCUGACUCCGCUCGCCCCAGGCCUGGCAGGGAAUCCAGGGGGACACACCGUGUAUGGUCCUCGAUGGGCAAGAUAGCCGCAGAGGCCGUCACAGGGACAUUAGCAAACUUCGUGUGCACACUGUCCACUGGGGGGCAGAGCUGCAUCAGUUUCCCGGGGCCUGCUUGGAUCGCAGCCAUCCACCUGUCCUUGUUGGGAAGGACUAAGGUUUUCCCAGGGGUAUGCGGUCAUGAUGUCUGCGAUUUACUCUCAGACGUUCAGCAGAGAAUACAGGACCUGUGUUCACUCGGAGCGCGACGAGGCAGAUGGCGCGCGCUGGUCGUUCCCGCACCUGGAGCAGGUCGGCAGACGUCUUCUGUGAAGGGUCAGAUAGCGACCGUUCCUGGCCCUGCAGCCCUAAGGCGUCUGUCCCCGCGCAACUCCACUGCGGCAUGUGACCGCAGCCCCGACAGCACAAGGGAACGCGCGUGGCCGAGUUCCGCAGAAGCUGUAUGUGCACAGACCGGCAGCCACCAGGCUGGGUGUUGUCGGGGAGGGGCGCGCGAGAGUCACCCGUCCGGGCGCACGUCCUCCCAGACCCACUGCUGGGGGGAAGCCGGGAGCCCCAGGCAGAAGGAGACCCUGGGAGGCCGCGGAGGGGCCCCGAGCGGCAAGCCCUGCUGCUCGUCUUGGGGUGCUGGAGCGCAGGGUGCGAUGCCCGGCCAGAGGCCACCCCCACGGCACGCACGACGUCCAGGGCUGUCCAUGUCCUCCUCAGCGUGUCGGGUUGUCUUGUCUACGGCCUAAGACACGCCAGGUCGCAUGUGUCUGUAGGAUCUGUAUCCCAGGUUGCCACUGGUUUCUGUUCGGAGGGCGGCGAGCGUGGUCUGUGCCGCUGUCUGGAGGUAGGGGAGGGACGGCUGACUGUCUCCUAACGGGCACGUGGGCUGUUUCUGGCUUCGGGCAUUAUAAAUAAUACUGAGAUAAAUAUGUUUCUGCAUUUAGGGCUGACAGGAUGGGUGCCCAGACACGGAAUGACAGGUGGAGAUGGUGGCGGCAGGCACCCUGCUCUGGGCCCUGCAGGGUGGGCGUCCCAGCGGCACAGUCGGCGGCUGGCCCGGCCUCUCCAUCAGCAGCCAGGUAAUUCGUGUCCCUUUCUGGCUGUGAGAGCAGAUCACCCUGGUCAGGAAGCUCCUGAUGCGUAAGAGUGACCCGUCCAGCCGGACAGGCCAGCCCUGAGCCCCGGGAGGCGAGCCCCGUGAAGGCAGCGAACACCCCGAGGGCCCUUCACCGGUUCCCCAGCCUCUCCGAAGGCCACAAAAUUCACACCCGUGGCCCGCUGCACCCAGGAGGGCAAUGCGGACACCACCCGCCUUCUAGGGAAGCGCUGCAGGCAGAAACCCCACAGGCAACGUCAAGAACUUCCCCAGCAUCCUGGGACUGUCCCAGAGAAAUGCCUUUUCCAAAUGGAAAACCUUCAGGGACCCCCGGCUGAGCGUGGUUCUCAAAGCCCGAUGCCCGGGACCACUUAGGGCCGCGCCCACAGAGCACCUCAGCCCCUGGCCCAGCCUGGAGGGCGUGGGACAGACACCAGGCCAGGGGCCAUGGAGGACACCUGCGGAUGACCCAGGGAGGUGAUGUGGAUCAUCCUUCAUGCUGGCGUCCUGUGAGCCGGGCCAGCAUGUCCCUGCGGGACCCCUGCCAGGCCCGAUCUGAGGGAAGGUGGCCGCCAGCGCUGUGGCAGAGUGGGCAGUAAGGGCCACGCAGCCGGUGGGGCUUUGCUUCCUCCUCCGCCUGCCAGUUGGGGGGUUGUCCUGUGACCAGGCCCACUGCGGUCCUGAGGAGGCUGUAGGCACCGGGGUGCUUCCUGGCCUUGAUUUGCAGCGGCCUCUGUGUCCGUCCCCAGUCUGGACACCAAGUGUGCUCGUCCUUUCCCUGCAAGUGAGUGAGGCCCCAAGACUCACCGCGGACAACGCAGGUCCGGACACAGCCCAGAGACCUCGGCUUCGGGGAGCUGACCCCCGGGCUCCCGAGUCCUGGUGCUCGCAGCAGAAGCUUGUGGCACAGAGGACACUUGGACAUUUGCUCUGGAGCAGGAUCGGCGAGGACAGGGUUCUCAGCCAUGACGGAGGGGUAAAAGGGGUGUCCCCAAGGCCCAGGGAAGCAGUGUUGGACCAGAAAGGGAAUGGACUGAAGACCAGUUCAGACUGGGACCAGCCACAUAGAUGAGGGGCAGACUCCGGUCUCGCGCCCAAGGACACAGCUCUGCUCUGGGUGGGGCCCAUGCCUCCUGGGACCUCUGUGCACUGAGCAUAGAGUUGGUCGUCUCCUGGUGUCCCAAACUCCAGGCUGCCUGUUCCACAAACCCACAAACCACAGGGUCCUCCCCCUGACCGGAGUCCUGCCAGGACCCAGACAGGGCCAGGGGGCCCUGGGGACACUGCUGCUGGGCUUGCCUGCCGUCUCCAUAGGUGUGGGCUUCCCAGGCCUGCAGCCUGAGCCCCACCCCCCUGCCGGUGCCUCCUGCCCGGUGCCCACGUGGAUGCCAGCACCGAGAUCCGCACGAGCUCCCUGUCACACUAUGUGGGCCCCGAGUCCCUGCAGCCACCCCGCGGCCAUCUGGUUCUAACACGUGCGUGUGUCCUGGUGAGCUCGGGCAGCGUCCUGGGAUCAUCUUCACACCGCCGGCAGAGCGCGUCCACUGGGCUCUCGGCACGCAGCUGCGGGUCCCACGCGGCCGAAAAUGGGACUUUCCCAGCAGUGACCUCUGAUGGACUCCGGCUCCGAUCCCUUCACGGCCUUCAGGCCCCAGAGCGCGAGCACGUGCGCAUCUGGGGACACGUUCCAUUUCGGUUUAUCCGAGUUCUGUGGUUUACGCUCCAUGGAGCGCUGCCUCCAUCCCGACCGGCAUUGCACUGGUUCUGGUACCUUCCAGCCACCCUUCUCCCCACCACACGUCCUGUCCUGCUGCUUGUGGAUAAUCUGUUUCCCCCGUAAUAAACUCUGUUCUGACCCAUU
Messenger RNA from Mustela erminea (ermine), 3465 nucleotides. RefSeq lists its product as uncharacterized. The annotation marks the transcript as partial. The transcript is spliced from 5 exons. The record is from RefSeq and is a predicted model, not a curated record. Lineage: Eukaryota; Metazoa; Chordata; Mammalia; Carnivora; Mustelidae.